This is a messenger RNA of Trifolium pratense (red clover), 986 nucleotides long. RefSeq lists its product as uncharacterized. The record is from RefSeq and is a predicted model, not a curated record. Lineage: Eukaryota; Viridiplantae; Streptophyta; Magnoliopsida; Fabales; Fabaceae. The coding region runs from base 290 to 877 and encodes 195 amino acids. The transcript is spliced from 3 exons.
GGGCAAAAACCGCACCGCCCCGCACCAUUGCCAAUUGCCAUGUCUAAACUGACUGCCUAUCAUCACAACAUCUUCAUCUUCUACCUCUCAACUUGACAUCACCAUCGACUCGAUAGUCGAAAUUCAUACGAGCAAAACCCUAAACCCUCCUUGAACGUGUUUUCUCAAUUCCUUUCCUCAAACUCACACUGCACCCAUCUUAUUUCGUUUUCAAAACCUAAAUUUGUCUCUAUCCAACGAUAAUCGAAAUUCUUUCGUAUUUCCCCUUCUUCUGUUAAGCGCAUUAUUUAUGGCUUCUUCUUCGGUAAUCACUCCCGAAGAUGUUUUGGAAUCGCUUAUGAACGACGGAACAAUUGAUGCCCUCAGAUUGAAGAUCAUCAACCAGCUCAAAGCCAAUGAGGAAUUGAAGAGUACUACUAUAAAAAUGGCUGAACAGAGUAAGGUUCUCAACACACCUGGGGCUGAGAAACAGACUAAAAGAGAACUCUUUGACGCCCUUCGCCAAGAACUCGAAGCUUCUGUACUUGAGAAAGCUUCAAAAUCAGUUUGGGAUUUAAUUUUAGACAACAAUGGCCUGGGAAAGGAGAUAAGUGAGACAGUUGAAAGAGUGUUUUGCCGAUUGAGUGGCCAGGAACCUCCUUUAUUUCCGCUUCUAAAUGGAGAACCACAACCUGAUAAGGAGGCUGACAGCAGAAAAGAAAAAGGUAAAGGAAAGCAGAAAGAAAAUGAGAAUACAAGUUUGAUCACUCCAUUGAAGAAAAGAAGCUUCAGUGAAGUGAAUUCGGAUUGUGCAGAUGAAACUACCACCAGGACCUCCGAUCCUGCAGCAAUAUCAGAAGGUUCUGGCAAAUCGCCUUUAUUGAUUUCAAAGACUUGACAAGUGAGUUCAACAAGUGGUGUAAUGGAAGUGAUCGCAUCUGGUAAAUAUAUUGUAGCAAUUGUAGGACUUCACUGGAAUUUUAAUUUUAAUAUUUGAAUUUACUCUU